This is a messenger RNA of Symphalangus syndactylus (siamang), 9577 nucleotides long. RefSeq names its product Rho guanine nucleotide exchange factor 12 (gene ARHGEF12). NCBI's taxonomy places the organism in Eukaryota, Metazoa, Chordata, Mammalia, Primates, Hylobatidae. Gene Ontology annotation, biological process: Rho protein signal transduction; G protein-coupled receptor signaling pathway. Gene Ontology annotation, cellular component: cytoplasm. Gene Ontology annotation, molecular function: G protein-coupled receptor binding; GTPase activator activity; guanyl-nucleotide exchange factor activity. The record is from RefSeq and is a predicted model, not a curated record.
GAGGCGGCUUCCCGAAGUCAGAGGGGAGGGGGCCAAAAAAGUCGGCGGGGGACGGGAAGCGCGAGCUCGCGCCGGACGCGGCCAGAGCCGGGAAACCAGAACCGGAACCGGAACCCGCGCGCGCGUCCGCGGUUGCACAGCCCCCACCGCCGCCGGCCUCCUCGGCUGUCUGCGCGCGCGCCCGCGAGGGCCUCCAGAACCCGGCGAGCCGGCCCUGCGCGGGGAGACGCCGCAGCCUCCGCCUUCGCCUCCCGGACCAGGGCUUCCAGGCCGGGCCGGACGGGCAUCUCCCGCCCCUCGCGGGGAGCGUCGGGGAGGAGCCGCCGCCUCUGGCGAUUGCGGAAGAGUCCGGGCCUCAAAGGGAUGGGGAGCAGUCCGCGGCGCUGAGAGACCCGGGUCCCUGUCACCUCGGGCCGCGGGACCUCUACCCCGGCGCCCGCGGCUCGUCCCAGCACCGGGAACCUGGUGGGGGCGGCGAGCACAGGAGGAGCCCCGGGCCCAGGACAUGGAAUCGCGCGAGCCCGGCGCGGGACGGCCGGAGACGCGGCCAACGCUGCAGCCACGAGCAGCCGGCAGCCCCAGAUAGAGAGCCGGGAGGGAGGGCCCCGGCCCUUGCCGCGGCGGGGAGUUCGAGGCCCCGAGACUCCGGAGGAGGAGCCGACACCCGUCCGUGAGCUGAUCCCGCCCCAGCCCCGGCGGGAGUCCCGGGUCCCCUUCCCACGGCGCGCGGAUUUCCCUCUCUGAGGAAGUUUAUCCUUGUGCCUUCUGGAGGAUUUCUUGCUAGCUCGACUCACUCUGGACUGACUCGCUCCCUGGCUUUCUCAAUUUGUUUUGGGAGAUAACUUGUUUUGCUCCAAGCCGCAUCCGUUGACCCCUUCCAAUCGGAUGGUCUAGAUGAGUGAAUGGAGUUUUGAGUUGGACUUUUGUGUCCCUGACGGAGUUGGGCCUGAUCCCAGAGCACUGGGGGUGGGGAGGAGGUGUUACUGUAAAAUGCAAAUUGGAUAAAAGGAGGACCUCUCGCCAAGGGCCCCAAUGAGUGGCACACAGUCUACUAUCACCGACAGGUUUCCCCUCAAAAAACCUAUAAGGCAUGGAAGUAUUUUGAACCGAGAGUCACCAACAGAUAAGAAGCAGAAAGUUGAGCGCAUUGCAUCACAUGAUUUUGAUCCCACAGGUCUUGUUCAACGUUGUGUAAUCAUCCAGAAAGAUGACAAUGGAUUUGGGCUGACGGUCAGUGGAGACAAUCCAGUCUUCGUACAGUCUGUCAAAGAAGAUGGAGCAGCCAUGCGGGCUGGAGUACAGACAGGUGAUCGAAUCAUCAAGGUGAAUGGAACUCUGGUGACUCAUUCAAAUCAUCUGGAGGUGGUGAAGCUAAUCAAAUCUGGUUCCUAUGUAGCUCUCACUGUUCAGGGACGCCCACCUGGGUCGCCCCAGAUUCCACUUGCCGACUCUGAAGUAGAGCCAUCAGCCAUUGGACAUAUGUCUCCCAUCAUGACAUCUCCUCAUUCACCUGGAGCAUCUGGGAAUAUGGAGAGAAUCACUAGUCCUGUGCUCAUGGGGGAGGAAAACAAUGUGGUUCAUAACCAGAAAGUAGAAAUUCUGAGAAAAAUGUUACAGAAAGAACAGGAACGGCUACAGUUAUUGCAGGAAGAUUACAACCGAACACCUGCCCAAAGAUUGCUAAAAGAGAUCCAAGAGGCCAAGAAACACAUUCCUCAGCUGCAAGAGCAGUUAUCCAAAGCCACAGGCUCUGCUCAGGAUGGAGCUGUAGUUACACCCUCCAGACCUUUAGGGGACACCCUAACAGUCAGUGAGGCAGAAACAGAUCCUGGAGAUGGACUGGGCAGGACUGACUGUAGCAGUGGAGAUGCUUCUCGGCCCAGUAGUGACAAUGCAGAUAGUCCCAAGAGUGGCCCAAAAGAAAGGAUUUAUCUAGAGGAAAACCCAGAGAAAAGUGAAACAAUUCAGGACACUGACACUCAAUCACUUGUCGGAAGUCCCUCAACCCGUAUAGCACCUCAUAUUAUUGGAGCAGAAGAUGAUGAUUUUGGUACUGAACAUGAACAGAUCAAUGGACAGUGCAGCUGUUUCCAGAGCAUUGAAUUACUAAAAUCUCGCCCGGCUCAUUUGGCUGUUUUCUUACACCAUGUAGUUUCACAAUUUGACCCUGCAACUUUGCUCUGUUACCUCUAUUCAGACCUGUAUAAACAUACCAAUUCCAAAGAAACUCGUCGCAUCUUCCUUGAGUUUCAUCAGUUCUUUCUAGAUCGAUCAGCACACCUGAAAGUUUCUGUUCCUGAUGAAAUGUCUGCAGAUCUAGAAAAGAGAAGACCUGAGCUAAUUCCUGAGGAUCUGCAUCGCCACUAUAUCCAAACUAUGCAAGAAAGAGUCCAUCCAGAAGUUCAAAGGCACUUGGAAGAUUUUCGGCAGAAACGUAGUAUGGGACUGACCUUGGCUGAAAGCGAGCUGACUAAACUUGAUGCAGAGCGAGACAAGGACCGAUUGACUUUGGAGAAGGAGCGGACGUGUGCAGAACAGAUUGUUGCCAAAAUUGAAGAAGUAUUGAUGACUGCUCAGGCUGUAGAGGAAGAUAAGAGUUCCACCAUGCAGUAUGUUAUUCUCAUGUAUAUGAAGCAUUUGGGAGUAAAAGUGAAAGAGCCUCGAAAUUUGGAGCACAAAAGAGGUCGGAUUGGAUUUCUUCCCAAAAUCAAGCAAAGUAUGAAGAAAGAUAAAGAAGGGGAAGAAAAAGGGAAGCGAAGAGGAUUCCCCAGCAUCCUGGGACCCCCACGGAGACCAAGCCGUCAUGACAACAGUGCAAUUGGCAGAGCCAUGGAACUACAGAAGGCGCGCCACCCUAAGCACUUAUCCACACCCUCAUCUGUGAGUCCUGAACCUCAGGACUCUGCCAAAUUGCGCCAGAGUGGGUUAGCAAAUGAAGGAACAGACGCUGGAUACCUGCCUGCCAAUUCCAUGUCUUCUAUAGCUUCAGGGGCCUCUUUUUCCCAGGAAGGAGGGAAAGAGAAUGAUACAGGAUCAAAGCAAGUUGGAGAAAUGCCAGCACCUGGAGACACCUUAGAUGGCACACCUCGUACUCUCAAUACUGUCUUUGAUUUCCCAGCCCCUCCAUUAGACCAAGUGCAGGAGGAGGAAUGUGAAGUAGAAAGGGUGACUGAACAUGGGACACCAAAGCCCUUUCGAAAGUUUGACAGUGUAGCUUUUGGAGAAAGUCAAAGUGAGGAUGAACAAUUUGAAAAUGACUUAGAGACAGAUCCACCCAACUGGCAGCAGCUUGUUAGUCGAGAAGUGUUAUUGGGACUAAAACCUUGUGAGAUCAAAAGACAGGAAGUGAUUAAUGAAUUGUUCUACACUGAAAGAGCUCAUGUUCGAACACUGAAGGUUCUUGAUCAAGUAUUCUAUCAGCGAGUGUCCAGAGAAGGAAUUCUGUCACCCUCAGAGCUACGGAAAAUUUUUUCAAACUUGGAAGAUAUUCUUCAACUUCACAUUGGAUUGAAUGAACAAAUGAAGGCUGUUCGAAAGAGAAAUGAGACCUCUGUUAUCGAUCAGAUUGGGGAAGAUUUGCUGACAUGGUUCAGCGGACCAGGAGAGGAGAAAUUGAAACAUGCUGCUGCUACCUUUUGCAGUAACCAACCUUUCGCCCUGGAAAUGAUCAAGUCUCGUCAGAAAAAGGAUUCUCGAUUUCAGACUUUUGUGCAAGAUGCUGAAAGUAAUCCACUGUGUCGUCGUCUUCAACUGAAGGAUAUUAUUCCCACUCAAAUGCAAAGGCUUACUAAGUACCCACUUCUGUUGGAUAAUAUUGCUAAAUACACAGAAUGGCCAACAGAAAGGGAGAAGGUGAAGAAAGCUGCAGAUCACUGUCGUCAGAUCUUAAAUUAUGUAAAUCAGGCUGUCAAGGAGGCAGAAAACAAGCAGCGCCUAGAAGAUUAUCAGCGUCGCCUUGAUACCUCCAGCCUGAAGUUGUCAGAGUACCCAAAUGUUGAAGAGCUCAGGAAUUUGGAUUUAACAAAAAGGAAGAUGAUUCAUGAAGGGCCAUUGGUUUGGAAGGUGAAUAGAGAUAAAACUAUUGAUUUAUACACAUUGCUGCUGGAAGACAUUCUUGUACUGUUACAAAAGCAGGAUGAUAGACUGGUUUUAAGGUGUCAUAGUAAGAUUCUGGCAUCUACAGCUGAUAGCAAACACACGUUUAGCCCUGUCAUUAAGUUGAGUACAGUGUUGGUUCGACAAGUGGCAACAGAUAACAAAGCUUUAUUUGUCAUUUCCAUGUCAGACAAUGGAGCUCAGAUUUAUGAACUGGUGGCACAGACAGUUUCUGAAAAGACUGUCUGGCAGGACCUAAUCUGUCGGAUGGCUGCAUCAGUGAAGGAGCAAUCCACAAAGCCAAUUCCAUUACCACAGUCAACACGUGGCGAAGGAGAUAAUGAUGAAGAAGAUCCUUCAAAAUUAAAAGAGGAACAGCAUGGCAUUUCAGUCACUGGUUUGCAGAGUCCAGACAGAGAUUUGGGAUUAGAAUCUACCUUAAUAUCGUCAAAACCUCAGUCUCAUUCACUGAGUACCUCUGGGAAAUCAGAGGUACGUGAUCUGUUUGUGGCUGAGAGACAGUUUGCAAAGGAACAACAUACAGAUGGGACACUAAAGGAAGUUGGAGAAGAUUAUCAAAUCGCAAUCCCAGAUUCACACCUGCCUGUCUCAGAAGAACGGUGGGCAUUGGAUGCACUAAGAAAUUUGGGUUUGUUGAAGCAGUUGCUGGUGCAACAGCUAGGUUUGACUGAGAAGAGCACUCAGGAAGACUGGCAACAUUUCCCAAGAUAUAGGACAGCCUCUCAGGGGCCGCAGACAGACAGUGUCAUCCAGAACUCUGAAAAUAUUAAGGCCUAUCAUUCUGGUGAAAGACAUAUGCCCUUUAGAACUGGAACUGGUGACAUUGCAACUUGUUACAGUCCACGGACUUCAACUGAAUCUUCUGCUCCACGGGAUUCAGUGGGACUGGCACCCCAGGAUAGCCAGGCAAGUAACAUUUUAGUAAUGGACCACAUGAUUAUGACCCCAGAGAUGCCUACCAUGGAGCCAGAAGGGGGUCUUGAUGACAGUGGAGAGCACUUUUUUGAUGCCCGUGAAGCACAUAGUGAUGAGAAUCCAUCAGAAGGUGAUGGAGCAGUUAACAAGGAAGAGAAGGAUGUUAAUUUACGCAUCUCAGGAAACUAUUUGAUCCUUGAUGGCUAUGACCCAGUGCAGGAGAGUUCCACAGAUGAGGAGGUUGCUUCCUCACUUACCCUGCAGCCCAUGACAGGCAUCCCUGCUGUGGAAUCCACCCACCAGCAGCAACAUUCUCCUCAGAACACUCACUCAGAUGGGGCAACUUCACCAUUCACCCCCGAAUUUCUGGUCCAGCAGCGCUGGGGAGCUAUGGAGGAUUCCUGUUUUGAGAUCCAGAGUCCCUCCUCUUGUGCAGAUUCGCAGAGCCAGAUCAUGGAGUACAUUCAGAAGAUAGAGGCUGACCUUGAACACUUAAAGAAGGUGGAGGAAAGUUACACCAUUCUUUGCCAAAGGCUGGCUGGAUCAGCCCUCACAGACAAGCACUCAGAUAAAAGUUAGAGCCGCAUGUCCUGGAGGUGACUGCAGGUUGUUGGAUUUGGAGUAUCGGCCACGUCGCACCACAUCCUGGCUCCAGUGUGGAUGCAGAGAGAGUGUGACAGAGGAUCUGCCUGUGAACCACCUGGGAUUAGUCAUGUCCCAAGGUGCCCAGAGUGGGACUAGUUCUUCACAGUGUGGCAGCUGCACUAAUCUGUUUGUGAGGGAAUAUCCAUUCCCUCACUCUACUCUCCUCACUAUUGGAAAUUCAUUUUGAUUCAGAAUAAAAACCAAAUGUAUAGAGCUUUGGGUGUAGGAUAUGAAAUUGUACUUAGAUUUAAGAAAAAGAGAAAAUCAGAUGUAUUUAUUUGACUUCAUUCCGUAUUUGAAAGCACAUUUUAAUUUUUAUUUGCCUUGUUUUGUUUUAAUUGAGUAGUGAGAGUUUUAGCCCUUUGUCUUUAGCACACCCAAGGAUCGACUGCUCCUGAAGCAAAGAGGUCAGGAUGGGGUAUGCGGAAGUUGGGUAGAGAGGUGAAGAAGAGGAAGAAGUGAGAAGGGGAAGGGAGGAGCACCUUGCUUCACUAUACUGUAUUCCAAGCUCUCUGCUGUCCAGUAGGCUCCUUCUCUGAGGGUCACCUCAAAGGUAUGCUAUGCCCUGUGGCUCUUAUGUGCCCAGGUGGUGUGGUCAGAGAGUGGAUGGGCUUCCUCCCACCCUGAGGCAAGCACCUCUUCUCUGUAGCUGGGAUCAACCACAAUUAACAGGAAUCCUCAACAUACUAAAUAGCAGGCACUUGAAAAUGGGUGUUUUCUCCUCCGUUGUCGUCUUUUCUAUUGAGGGUUGGGAUUUGGGUGGGAGAGGAAAGCAAAUUUUAUUUUCUUGACUAUAAAUUUGUUAUUCUUGGUAUCAUUUCAUUUUUAUAAUUAUACAUUAGACAUUGGCACUUGCGUAAAACCGUCCCUGCAGAUUGAGCAGGAAGUAAAAACAAAUGGAAAUGCUUCGGAUAGUGGCAGGGGUGGGGGUUGCUAAGGAAGGGGUGGGAUGGGAGUGGGUAAAGAGUUUGGGAAGGUUAUCUAACUGAAUCACUACUGAGUUGAAUCAUGGCUAUCAUUAGCCACGGGUACUGCUGAUUAUAAGGCCAGUAAAAUUUUAGUACCUGGAGGUUUGACUCUAAUUUUUGCACUGAUGGUGCCAAAGGGUCCUGAGUCAAAAGGAAAGCCAAGGGUGGAGUGGAGAAAGAUAUGGUGAAGGCAGAACUGCUCACACCAGCUCCAGAAGCACUUCCUCUGACUUCACUGCUGCAGCUCUUUCCACACUGGGCCAUGAUUGACCCUAAAAAUAGCAGACCAGCACAUACACUGGACACUGCAGGCAAGGUGUUGGUAACUGCCUGCUCUAGGAUGAAUAGUAGCGUUAGCAGCACCCUACAGAGGAUAAGUUUCAGAAUUGUAAUUUGAGAACUCCUUCAAUUAUAUUGACUUUCUUUGGUUUUCCUUGUGCAUUAGGUAUAUAUUUUUUGAAGUAUUUUUGCCAACUAAAAUGAAGUCUGUAAAUUCUGUUAAUAAACAAGGAGUUCAUCCAUUGCUCACAUCUUUCAUUGGUGCCCUCUGAACUCUGUGGGUUGCUAGGAUGUAAUUUUAAUGCUUCCCUGCAGUCCAAAGAUUAUUUUUACACCACAAAUGGUAAGGGAUGCCCACCUACUUUUAUAAACACCACUACAACUUAACAAGUUUAUUUAUCUAUGUUCAGAUUUCUGUUUCUGUCCUAAACUGAUCUGUGUUUUUAGGUGGAUCAACUUGGAUCUUUAGACCUCAUCUAUAAAUUGAAAUUAUAUUUUUAGUCAUAAGCCAAGUAUAAUCUAACUCAGAAUGGGAUUAAAAAUUUUAGAAGCAGAAGCUAAUAUAUAAAUGAAGUUUGGGAUUUGGAACUUUCUAUAUCUCUUAGGAGAAACAAGUAAAAACCAAAUGGUUACAUUGUGCUGCUAGAAAUAAUGUCAUUCUUAAUUAAAAGGGUUACACCUGUAGCCACUUGACACUAACACCAUGGGGGCAAUUAAUCAGGAGAAAAGUAAAUAUAAAAACUUUCCUCUUAACUUCACACACUACAGGGUAAUUUUGUAAUUCUCUAGCACUCAAUUAAGAAGCUUAUAGGUUAGCAAAAUUUCAGUUUCUCUAGUUCAGCCAGUAUCUUGUCCUUAGUAAUUAUUUGCUUUCCCUGCAGUUCAGUUUCUCCUUGGAACUCUAACAGGACUAACUGGAAAAAUACUUUGACCAUAGCUCUAGUACUUCCAAACAAAUUCAUUUCUAGAUUUUCAAACAAAGCCCCAAGACAAAGUCUAAUUCUGAAAUUAUCUCACAAUUUUUGAAUGUUCUUUUUAUCUUACCGACCUAACUUCUCUUCUCCCUCCCAACUUGGCCUCCCACGCCUUCCAUGCCUUCCAUUUCAUUUUGGCCAUUAUAAUCACAUCCAUUUGACUUUGGUUAUGACAUCUUCCUUUCAGCAUGAUGGAAUUAGAUAUGCAGCCUGUCUUUGAGUGAGACUGGUCACCAUCAAAGGAGUUUUCUCUAAGUGACGUGACUGGAAGUUGAAAUCUACUUCCCUGCUAAAGGGCACAAGGGUGGUGUACAAAGAAAGCUACCUUCCCAGAGCAAGCAGGCUGCAUUUUAGCUAUGGAAGUGACCUGCUGUGACACUGUGCUCUCUUCUGUGGGCUUAAUGGCUCCUUUGCUAUGAAGUGGCAAAUUACAUGUAGAGUGUCUCCUUCCUUUUCAGAGAACAGUUAAUCAAGGCAAAUCAGUAAGCCCCCAAAGUGCUGUAAUUUAACAUCAUGAUUACUACCUUCGAAGCUAUAUAUUUUGCAUACUUUAAAAUCACCUAACUUGGACUGCUUGAAUUAUAUUGGCUUUUAGAACCGAAAUUGUAACUAUGUAUUAUAUUAUAUUUCAUGGGAGGUAUAUUUCAUAAGCUUUUUGGCUUUCUUUUUUUGCCACAGCAACUUCUAAUGAAGGAUGAAUUCCCUUUUUAAAAAGUUUUUGUUGUUGUUGUUUAUUUGAUUUUGGGGUAGGAGGGAUAAUAGAGAAGUCCAUUUAAAAAUUAUUUUUAGAAGCUAAAGAAAGUAAUUAUGCUUCCUGUGAAUUGCCUUUUACUGGCAUCUUUGUUUUCCUCUUUGAUGUUAGUAAAUUUGGUGUAACACAUGGGGCUUCCAUAUUUCAAAGUGGAACCUUUCUUCUCUGAAUUCGAUAUAUGGUUUUGAAUUACUAGAGCUUUGGUCAAUAUUUCCUUCCCUAUAUGUCACAGAGGGCACCAUUGAGAACUGUGUGCAUGGACCUCAAAAUACAAAAUUAGCAGGACCUUACAGUCAGCUUCCUAGUGGCUGGUUUUUCCCCCUUAUAUUACAAUUUUUGUUUUAUAAAUCAUUUUUUUCCUGAUAUUUCCACCACUUUUCAGAGUCAUCUACAAAAUUUUUCUUUCCUCAAGAAAAGUGUUCCUUUUGCCUUAUUCCUUAUGCCUUCCCCACUGGUAUUGAGGGUUUUGAUAAUAAAUUGAUAGGAAAAAAAGUACCUCCUAGAAGGAAGCCUUCCCCACCAUUUCCAGGUGCCAACUGCUAAGCAGAUAUAUUCCAAAAAUGGUAACUGUAAUGUGCACACUGUUGGUUAUUUUUAAUAAGCCUCUUCCUACUAGAACAUUUUAUUUUCCUUGUUCACCAUACAAUCAUGUACUCUUUAACAGAAACUGCUUUUAAAAAAUAUCUGGAACUAUCUUUAAAAAAACUUUAUUAAUAAUCAUGUAUUUUUACUGAUCACAUUUUGAAAUGCCUAAAAGACUUUAUUGUUCUAAUUAUCCAGAUGUACCUUUGUAAAAUAGCUCUUUUAUGAAUUAGCUGAUAAGGCUGUAUGUUUCUGGAACAAAAUAUUGGUCAUCUAAAAACUUUCUGUUUUCUGGGGUCUGGGAAAAUAGAAAAUAAGAGUUCAAAUAUUAAAUAAGCUUAAAGGAA